Saccharomycopsis crataegensis is the source of this 4605-nucleotide messenger RNA. RefSeq names its product ATP-binding cassette multidrug transporter. NCBI's taxonomy places the organism in Eukaryota, Fungi, Ascomycota, Saccharomycetes, Ascoideales, Saccharomycopsidaceae. Gene Ontology annotation, biological process: transmembrane transport. Gene Ontology annotation, cellular component: membrane. The record is from RefSeq and is a predicted model, not a curated record. Gene Ontology annotation, molecular function: ATP binding; ATP hydrolysis activity; ABC-type transporter activity. The transcript has a single exon. Bases 1 to 4605 code for a protein of 1534 amino acids.
AUGUCUUCGGAAGAUAAGCAUACCAAUGCUUCGAGUUUCUCGAACGACGCAGAAUCCAUCAAUUCUGACAAAGUCGAACGUUUUGAUCCAGAUUUCCAUCCUGAAGCCAUCACUGAAAACAAUGGUAACAAGAUCUCCAAAUCGUUGUCCAAAAUUUCUUCAAGAUUAUCCAACACUUUCACCAGAGCUAGUGAUGUCGAAGGUCAAACUGAAGAAGCCAUGUUCGCCAACCACUUGCAAAAUGCCAUGUCUAACCCUCAAGGUAUUGAAAAAAUCCAAUCUUUGGCCAGAACUUUGUCUAGAAAGACCAAGAAGGAAAUGCAACAUUUUGAAAUCGAUGAUGAUGAUUUCGACUUGAAAGCUUUGCUUGGGUUCUUGCAAUCCAAGUCAGACGAAGAAAACAUCAUGUCUUCCUCUGCUGGUGUCGCUUUCAAGGAUGUCAUUGCGUGUGGUAAAGAUAUCAACGCUGCCUACGCCCCAACCGUGCAAGAAAUGGUCUACGAUGGUUUCAAGUUUUUCCCAAACUUAUUCAAAAAAGAUACCACUCCACACAGAGAUAUCAUCAAAGACUUUGCCGGGGUUCUUGAAGCUGGUGAAAUGUGUCUUGUCCUCGGUCGCCCGGGUGCUGGUUGUUCUUCAUUCUUGAAGACCUUGACUGGUGAAACCAGUGAAUUCACUUCUUACGGUGGUGACUUCUCCUACGAUGGGUUGUCCCACAAAGAAAUGAUCGACCAUUUCAAGAGUUACAUCAUCUACAACCCUGAACUUGAUGACCAUUUCCCAACCAUCACCGUCAAGGAAACUAUUGACUUUGCCUUGAAGACUAAAACUCCAAACACCAGAAUCGAUGGGAUGACCAGAUCUCAAUACGUCAACAACAUGAGAGAUUUGUGGUGUACCGUUUUCGGUUUGAGACACACUUAUGCUACCAACGUCGGUAACGAUUUCAUCAGAGGUGUUUCCGGUGGUGAACGUAAGAGAGUCUCCAUUGUUGAAGCUUUGUCUUGUAACGCCUCCAUUUAUGCCUGGGAUAAUGCCACCAGAGGUUUGGAUGCGUCCACCGCUUUGGAAUUUUCUCAAGCCAUCAGAACUGCCACUAACAUGUUGAACAACUCCGCCUUUGUUGCCAUUUACCAAGCUGGUGAAAACAUCUUUGAAUUGUUUGAUAAGGUCACCGUGCUUUACUUGGGUAAACAAAUUUACUGGGGUUCUGCUAGCAAGGCCAAGGCUUAUUUCGAAAGAAUGGGUUACCAAUGUCCAUCAAGAAUGACCACUCCAGAAUUCUUGACCGCCGUUACCGAUCCAAACGGUAGAACUCCAAAACCAGGCUUUGAAGGGAAAGUUCCAGAAACUUCUCAAGAAUUCGAAGACUAUUGGUUGAACUCUCCUGAAUACCAAGAAUUACUCCUUGAAUACGAUAACUAUGUCUCCCAACAUGGUCAUGAUGAAAACUUGCACCGUUUCCAAGUUGCCGACUCUCAAAGAAAGCAACAAAUCCAACGUAAAGUGUCUCCUUUUGCCGUUUCUUACUUUCAUCAACUUUACUACUUGAUGGUUAGAGGUUUCCACAGAGCCAGAGGUGAUUUGACUUAUAUCGCUAUUUACAUUUCUUCUUUUAUGGUCAAAGGGUUGAUCGUCGGUUCCAUGUAUUAUAAGAUUCCAACUGAUACUUCUGGUGCUUAUUCUCGUGGUGGUAUUCUUUUCUAUUGUCUUUUGUUUUGUGCUUUAACCUCCUUGGCUGAAAUCGCUAGAUCGUUUGCCAACAGAAAAAUCACUUUGAAGCAAAAAUCUUACUCCAUGUACCACAUUUCUGCCGAAGCUUUGCAAGAAAUCAUCACCGAAAUGCCUGUCAAGAUUGUUGCCGUGGUUAUUUUGGCCUUGACUACCUACUGGAUGCCUCACUUGAAACACGAAGCCGGUGCUUUCUUCAUGUACAUGCUUUUCUUGUUUUUGGUUAACCAAGUGUUCUCUUUCACAUUCAAAUUGAUUGCUACCUUGACCUACGAUGGUGAAACUGCUCACGCCUUUGGUGGUUUGUGGGUUCUUAUGUUGUCCGUUUAUGCUGGUUUCAUCAUGAAGAUGCCUUACGCUAAGCAUGUCCUCAAGUGGAUCCAUUGGUUGAACCCUAUGUACUAUUGUUACGAACAACUUAUCACCACCGAAUUCCACGGUAGAAUGAUGAAGUGUGCUGAAAUGGUUCCAAACGGUCCAUCUUAUAAUGCUGUUAACAUUGCUCACAAGGUCUGUUCUUUGUACGGUUCUAUUGCUGGUAAUGAAUACAUCAGUGGUGAUGCUUACGUUAAGAAACAAUACCAUAUGGAAUACAAACACACCUGGAGAAACUUUGGUAUCAACAUUGCUUGGACUGCUGGUUUCAUUAUUCUUAACACCGUGCUUUCCGAGUACUUGAAGAACAUUGUUGGUGGUGGUGAUAUGUUGUUAUACAAGAGAGGCCAUCUUCCACAAGGGGAUCAAGAAAACGUCGAUGGUAGAGUUGCCACUAAAGACGAGAUGAUUGUUGCCCUUAACGGUGAAGGUGUUGACUUGGAGAAAGCUAUUGCUGAAAAGGACGUUUUCUCGUGGCAAAACUUGGAUUACACCAUUCCUUAUGACGGUGCUACCAGACAAUUGUUGGAUAACAUUCAAGGUUACGUUAAGCCUGGUACUAUGACUGCUUUAAUGGGUGAAUCAGGUGCUGGUAAGACUACUUUGUUGAAUACUUUGGCUCAAAGAAUCAAUUUUGGUGUGAUCACUGGUGAUAUGUUAGUUAACGGUAAACCAAUCGAUUCAUCUUUCAAAAGAAGAACUGGUUACGUCCAACAACAAGAUUUGCAUUUGGCCGAAUGUUCUGUUAGAGAAUCCUUGAGAUUUGCUGCUGACUUGCGUCGUGGUAAAGAUGUUCCUCAAAAAGAAAAGUAUGACUAUGUUGAAAAGAUUAUUACCUUGUUGGGUAUGGAAAACUAUGCUGAAGCCAUUGUCGGUAAGAUCGGUAGAGGUCUUAAUGUUGAACAAAGAAAGAAGUUGUCUAUUGCCGUUGAAUUGGUCUCCAAGCCAUCUUUGUUGCUUUUCCUUGAUGAACCUACUUCUGGUUUGGACUCCCAAUCUGCUUGGUCUAUUGUUCAAUUCUUGAGAGCUUUGGCUGAUUCUGGUCAAGCUAUCUUGUGUACCAUCCAUCAACCUUCCGCUACUUUGUUCGAAGUCUUUGACAGAUUAUUGCUUUUGAAGAAAGGUGGUAAGACUGUUUACUUUGGUGAUAUUGGUCCAAACUCUGAAGAUUUGUUAAGAUACUUCGAAAGACAAUCUGGUGUCCAAUGUGGUAAGCAAGAGAACCCUGCUGAAUAUAUUUUGAACUGUAUUGGUGCUGGUGCUACUGCUGCUUGUCAAGAUGACUGGCAUGACCUUUGGAUCAACUCUCCUGAAUAUAAGGCGGUUACUGAAGAAAUUGCCAUCCUUCAUCGUGAAUUACCUCUCAGACCUGUUGCUGAAAAUGCCGAUAAUUUGAAAUCCAAAUUUGCUACUUCAUGGGAUCGUCAAUUGUGGACCGUUACUAAGAGAACUUGGAUUCAAUUCUGGAGAUCACCAAUUUACAUUAGAGCUAAGUUCUUGGAAUGUAUUGUUUGUGCUUUGUUUGUUGGUAUUUCUUAUAUCGGUUUCAACCAUUCUGUUUCUGCUGGUAACAACUCUUUCUCGUCUGUGUUCAUGACUUUGUUGAUUGCCUUGGCUAUGAUCAAUCAAUCCCAUGUGUUUGCUUAUCCAUCCAGAGAAUUGUACGAAGUUCGUGAAGCUGCUUCCAAUACUUUCCACUGGUCCUGUUUGUUGUUGGCCCACACUUUCCUUGAAAUUUUCUGGUCUACUGUUUGUCAGUUCAUGUGUUGGGUUUGCUUCUACUGGCCAACCGUCCAAGGUAAUGGUUCUGUCGAAAGAAAUGGUUACUUCUUCUUUAUGUAUGUUCUCAUCUUCCCAAUGUACUUUAUGUCCUAUGGUUUGUGGAUUCUUUACCUUUCUCCAAAUGUUCCUUCUGCCUCCAUGAUCAACUCCAUGAUUUUCGCUGCUCUUAUGUUGUUCUGUGGUAUCUUGCAACCAGAACAAUACAUGCCAGGUUUCUGGACUUUCAUGUACAAAACCUCCCCAUUCACUUACUUCGUCGACUCUUUUGUUUCCCCUCUUAUUCAUGGCAGAUCGGUUCGUUGUACCAAGGAUGAAUACUUGACUUUCCCACCUCCAUCCGGUCAAACUUGUGAAACCUAUAUGACCGAUUACAUGAACAACGCCACUUUCAGAGGUUAUCUUGAAGAUCCAAGUGCUACUGAUAUGUGUAACUAUUGUCCAUACAACACCCAGGAUGAAGUUGUUUCCCAAUUCCAUGUUAGCUGGCACCACAGAUGGAGAAACUUCGGGUUCUUCUGGUGUUACAUUAUCUUCAACUUUGUUGCUAUGUUGCUUUGUUACUACAUCAUGAGAGUCAAGGUUUGGAGUCUUAAAUCCGUUCUUGAUUUCAAGAAAUGGUUCCACGGACCUCACAAAGAUAGACACGAAAAAGAUACCACUAUCUUCCAAGCCCAACCUGGUGAUGAUAAGAUUCUCAAAGCCAAAAAGCAGGAGUAA